This is a messenger RNA of Drosophila ficusphila, 831 nucleotides long. RefSeq lists its product as uncharacterized. NCBI's taxonomy places the organism in Eukaryota, Metazoa, Arthropoda, Insecta, Diptera, Drosophilidae. The record is from RefSeq and is a predicted model, not a curated record. Bases 23 to 751 code for a protein of 242 amino acids. The transcript has a single exon.
UUUCACAGGCUAAACAUCUAAAAUGCGUUUCAUCAUUGUCGUCGCUCUCUUAGUCUUUUUGGCAGUUGGGCUUGUGGCUGCUCGUCCAGCUGAGGAUAGUGACUCCUCUGUCCAGGAGAGUUCCAAUCAGGAUUCGAGUAACAACGAAGCUGAAUCUGGUUCUGGUGCUGGUGAAGAAGGAUCUGUAGAUCAAGCUGGAAGCGGUGAUUCAAGCCAGGAUUCCUCAGCCAACCAAGAAUCUGAAGGUCCAGCUGAGAAUGCGGAAUCCCCCGCGCAGGAAAAUUCCAACCAGGACAGUGAAGGAUCUGCAGGUCCAUCUGAAAACAACGAGUCCUCUUCCCAGGAAAGUUCAAAUCAGGAAUCAAACAACAACGAUGAACAAGAAAAUAGUAAUGCUGGUGAGGAAGGAUCUGCAGGUCCAGCUGAGAACGAUGAAUCUCCUGCCCAGGAAAAUUCCAAUCAGGGAUCGAACGACAACGAAUCUGCCAAUGAACAAAAUCAGGAUUCUGCUAAUGAGGAAAAUCAGGAGGAUGUCAAUGGUGAUAUCAACCAGCAGAGCGACGGAGAAAACUCUGAUGCAGAAUCCAGCGCCAGCGACAACAACCAAGAAGAUAACAACCAAGAAGGAAACAACCAAGAAGAUAACAAUGAGUCGGAAGAUAACAACGAGCCUCAAGGCGACAACGAAUCUGAAGGCGAGGUUAUUGCAUUUGGACCACUUCUCAUUCAAGCCAGGCCUCUUUUCCGUUAAUAACUUCAAGGUUGAUAUGCAUUCAUUGUUUCAAAAACAUGUUUCCUAAAAAUAAAAUGUUUAUAAAUGUCCACUGUUAA